Molecule: messenger RNA, 504 nt
Organism: Trifolium pratense (red clover)
Lineage: Eukaryota; Viridiplantae; Streptophyta; Magnoliopsida; Fabales; Fabaceae
Product: lamin-like protein
Exons: 2
Coding region: 1-504 (167 amino acids)
Cellular component (GO): plasma membrane
Molecular function (GO): electron transfer activity
Source: RefSeq, a predicted model, not a curated record
AUGGGAUUUGGUAGAAAAAUAAUAGUAUGCUUGUUGAUGAUCAUCACAAUAGGGUGUAAUGAGAUUGAUGGUAGAGAACCUGUGCUGCAUAGGGUUGGAGGUGGAAAGUAUACUUGGAAACCAAAAAUUAACUUCACACAAUGGGCAAGUAAUGAGCACUUCUACAAGGAUGAUUGGCUAUAUUUUGGUUUUGAUAAGCACGUUUAUAAUGUUCUUGAGGUGAACAAAACAAGUUAUGAGAAAUGUAUUGACACUGGCUACAUAAACAACAUCACUAGAGGAGGAAGAGAUGUUUUCCCACUUUCAGAAGAGAGGACAUAUUACUUUCUAUGUGGUAGAGGCUUUUGCUUCCAAGGAAUGAAGGUUAAAAUAACCGUUGAACCACUUGAGCUACCACUACUACCUCCUCCGACAAUCCCGAAUAAGGCUGGCUCAUCAAGAAAAAUGAAUUACAGUGUAUUCAUUAUGCUUUUAGUCAUCGCUUUGGCGUGGAUCUUCGUGUAG